Gongylonema pulchrum is the source of this 471-nucleotide messenger RNA. The record is from the annotation of a GenBank genome assembly. Lineage: Eukaryota; Metazoa; Nematoda; Chromadorea; Rhabditida; Gongylonematidae.
ACUUUUCGCAGUGAAGUUUCGGCGCAGCAUAAAGUGGGAGCAAUUUAUCUCGGAGUGUACAAUGGCAUCCUGUUUUCUUAUAAAAUUAGAAGUGAAGAUGAAAAGAUUGCUGAAAUUUUAUAUGCAAUGUUCCUCCGGAAUAAAGCUGAUCCUAACGCUGAGCUGCAAGAAGGCGAAACGAUACAUGUUUUUUCCAUGAAUGGCAAGGAAGCAAUUGUGGUGCGCUGUGGACCAGCCAAAGUUCACUACGGCAUUUAUGACACGAACCCAAAAAGCACUCUCAAAAGCAUCUACUUAUCGCGCUCAUCAAUGACGGAAGUGAAGGGUCUAACCAACUGCCAGCGAGCGGAUUUUGAUGCAGCAAAUGCCAAACUCAUCAUUUAUAUUGACGCUGAAAAGGCCAUCCAAUUUCCAGUCGCAAGAAAUUUGACCGCCUCAACUGAAACUCUGCAAAUUAGCAAAGUGGUAUGA